Messenger RNA from Telopea speciosissima, 1223 nucleotides. RefSeq names its product UDP-N-acetylenolpyruvoylglucosamine reductase-like. Bases 24 to 1166 code for a protein of 380 amino acids. Gene Ontology annotation, biological process: cell wall organization. The record is from RefSeq and is a predicted model, not a curated record. The transcript has 5 exons. Gene Ontology annotation, molecular function: FAD binding; UDP-N-acetylmuramate dehydrogenase activity. Lineage: Eukaryota; Viridiplantae; Streptophyta; Magnoliopsida; Proteales; Proteaceae. Gene Ontology annotation, cellular component: cytosol.
CGCCCGAGAAGUGCAUAAAGAAAAUGCUUACAAAACCGGAUACACUAUCUUCUCCAUCUUCUCUCAGCUUUCUCGUUCCGUUACCCAAACUAAACCAGAGAGUCUUUCACGUCAUCCAGAACAACCAAAGGAGCUCCAUAUCGGUUCCCUCUCUCAGCCAUGUCAAUCUAAUCCGAAAUGUUAAUUGCAUUAUUAGCAAACAAAGGCGAAAUGAGAGAGAAGAAGAAGUUGAUGAACCAAAACUGUGUUCGAAUUCAAACAGUCUGGAUUUUGUCCGAGGUAAGAAGCUUCUUAGUGAGCUGAGUACUUUGGGUAUCGGAGGCCCCUGCAACUAUUUCGUCCAAGUCUUCAACCCAACCCAACUGGUCUCUGCUAUCAGAUACUGUUGUGAUCAUUCUAUUCGGUUUAUUAUCGUUGGUAAAGGCUCUAAUUGUCUCUUCGACGAUUCGGGUUUCGAUGGUUGUGUUAUUCUGAACCGGAUUGACUACCUGGAGAGGAUUGAACCUGGGAUUUACAGAGCUGGGAGUGGUUUCCCAUUCAAUAGGUUAGGUGUCCACUGUUGCAAUGAAGGCUUUGGAGGCCUUGAAUUUGCUGGAGGCAUUCCUGGGACUGUUGGUGGUGCUGUUUACAUGAAUGCAGGUGCCAAUGGACAGGAGACUGCUGACACCAUUUACACUGUUGAGAUUGUUACCAUUGAUGGGAGACAUCAAACAUUGCACAGAAAUGAUCUUAGCUUCGGUUAUCGCAGAUCAUCCUUCCAAGAGAUGGAAAACAUGGCAGCAAUUGUGGCUGUAACAUUCCAGCUGAAACCUUCCGCGGCUGCGAGGGAACGGCAACAAGCAUACUUGCGAAGGAGGAAAUUAUCUCAGCCAUUGGUGGAAAGGAGUGCUGGAUCAGUGUUCCAAAAUCCUUCAGGUUUGGGAAUUUCAGCAGGAGAACUGAUUGAGAGAGCUGGGCUGAAAGGCUACAGUAUGGGAGGUGCAAAGGUUUCCGAUGUCCAUGCAAAUUUCUUCAUCAAUUCUGGGAGUGCUACUUCCCAAGAGAUGCUUGAACUCAUUGAUUUCGUUAAAGCACGGGUCAAUACAACAUUUGGCAUACAACUUGAAGAAGAAAUACAGUAUGUUAAGCCUUAUCAUAAGUUUUCUAGUACUUCAAUGGCAAUUUAAUGUAUUUCAGAAUUGCAUAAAUGUAUGGUUAUUCAAGGCUUUGCUCGGUAUUCUCCA